AUGGGGUGGUUGCCUCCGAUCUCCACUCCAAGUAUUCUCAUCGCAAGCUUUCUUGGCUUGAUAACUCUUGCAUUAUACCGGUAUUUUAUCGCUCCUUAUCGACGACUCCGUCAAUUAGGCAUGAAAAUUCCACGACCGAUACCUUUAUUAGGCAACAUGUUCGAUUAUGGACCAACAAACCAACAUGAUGCUCAAGUUAAGAGACAACAAAUAUAUGGCAACCUUUAUGGAACACUCUUUUUCCAUAUACCUACUAUAUGGAUUGGCGAUCCUGACAUAUUAAAGUCAAUAACGGUCAAGGAGUUUUCCAACUUUACCAAUCGUUUCGCCUUAAAUCAACCACGUCCACCCUUCGAUAAAGCAGUUAUACAAUUGAAGGAUCAAGAUUGGAAACGCGUAAGAACAAUUCUUAUACCUACCUUUAGUACUUCCAAAUUGAAAGCAAUUGUGCCACUGAUUGAAAGCGCUGGCGACGAUCUCAUCCAGACGUUAUCAACAGCUGAAGAAAAAGGGAGAGUAAUCGAUAUAUGGCGUACUUGUGGCGUAUUUACAAUGAAAGUGAUCCUAGCUACGGCAUUCGGUAUCGAUUUCGAGUCCAAAGAGCAAGAAAAGAAAUUAACUGAAUCUGCUGGUGUACUAUUUCGUAACAUAAAUGGUGUUUUGCAAUUUUUAUUUGUAUUUUUUACACCGUUAUUUCGCUUACUCGAGCCUUUACUCGGUGGUAAAAUAAUUUCUUCUGUAAAGUACUUGGUUACAACAACGGAAAAUGUCUUGAAAGAAAGAAGAAGAAAUUUAAAAGAUGGUAUCCCUUGCCGAAGAGAUAUUCUACAACAAAUGAUCGAAGCUGGUGAUAAUGACAAGCUCACUGACGAAGAAAUUAUUGCUCAAGCUAUUAUUUUUCUGGUCGCAGGUUAUGAAACUACUGCUAAUACACUGGGAUUUGCAUCAUAUUUACUGGCUACAAAUCCAGAUGCACAAAAGAAAUUAAGAGAUGAAAUUGAUUCACUCUGUCCUGAUGCAAAUUCAAUCGACUACGAUACUCUAUUCAGCUUACCUUACUUAGAUAUGGUCAUUUCCGAAACAUUACGAAUGUAUCCUCCAGCUUUCUUUAUUAAUCGUGAAGCUAGAGAAGAUAUUACUAUUAAUGGUCUACUUAUUCCUAAAGAUGUCAUGGUUGGUUUUCCUAUUUACGCAAUUCAUUAUAAUCCUAAAUUAUGGCCUAAGCCUAAUGAAUUUAUACCAGAACGCUUUUCACCUGAAGAAAAAGCUAAACAGAUACCGUGUAGCUAUCUACCAUUUGGAGGAGGUCCACGUAAUUGUAUAGGAAUGCGGCUAGCAUUAUUGGAAGCUAAGUUAGCCUUGGUUAAGAUUAUACAAAAUUUCGAAUUGAAAACAGUAGCCGAGACGGAAAUACCACUAAAGCUACGAAGUGGAGCUACUCUAUCUCCGCUUAACGGUGUAUUCGUUGGCCUAAGCCGAAGAUCUUGA
Messenger RNA from Trichoplax adhaerens, 1488 nucleotides. RefSeq lists its product as uncharacterized. Bases 1 to 1488 code for a protein of 495 amino acids. The record is from RefSeq and is a predicted model, not a curated record. Gene Ontology annotation, molecular function: steroid hydroxylase activity; oxidoreductase activity, acting on paired donors, with incorporation or reduction of molecular oxygen; heme binding. Lineage: Eukaryota; Metazoa; Placozoa; Uniplacotomia; Trichoplacea; Trichoplacidae. The transcript has a single exon.